AUGCUCAGACGUAUUUCAGUUAUUGACACGCGCAGACGCCUCGACUCGGCUGUGUUUGCGAACGGGUAGUUAGCGUUUUAUGUGCCCAAUUUUAAAACUAUUAAAUAUUAUAAUAAUAAAGCCUUCGAGAUAAGUGAUCUUUUAAUAUUCGUUCUCAAUGGGCGCUGAAAUUGAAAAUACAGGCCCCUGUCUUGGCAUACGUCAUUUGCAGGCUUUGCUGCUCUUCUUGGGCAUCAUGGUGAACUAUAUAGCACGACUCAAUGUCAGCGUCUCUGUUGUGGCGAUGACAAAUGCCGAGACCUCCAAUCCCGAUUUUCCGGAAUACGAUUGGACGGAGGCACAGAAAUCGUACAUACUCUCUAGCUUCUAUUGGGGCUACCUCGUUACACAAUUUCCAUCCGGAUUUCUGGUGCGUCGCUAUGGCGCUAAGCUGGUGCUGUUCAUACCCACCUUAGCGACGGCCGUGCUGAGCUGUCUAACCCCGUACUGCAUUAGCUGGGGCGGCUGGGUGGCGUUCAGUGUGCUACGCCUUACAAUUGGACUCUUUCAGGGUCCAAUCUUUCCCUGCAUUCACGAACAUCUGGCCAAAUGGUCGCCGCCCAAGGAUCGCAAUCGUCUGGGUGCCUUUGCCUACUCUGGCGCCGAUUGUGGCUCCGUUAUGGCCAUGGGUAUUAGUGGCCUGAUAGCCGAUAGCUCUAUGGGCUGGCCGGGCAUAUCGUACGUUUCGGGGGGACUUUGUGGCAUUUGGAGCAUCCUUUGGCUAUUGCUAGCUGCGGAUAAUGCGCCCAGCUCGCGUCUGAUUGGCGGGGAUGAGCGUGAUUACAUAGAGCGCUCGAUGCGACGCAACGAUGGCUUCCAUGACCAAAAGAUUGCGAUACCAUGGCGUGCGAUUUGGACCUCGGCGCCGUUUUAUGCCUUGCUCGUUGUGCGCAGCGCCCAGGGCUGGGCGAACUCAACGAUGCAGCUGCAAACGCCGGCAUACAUGCACGGAGUCCUCGGAAUGGACAUCAAGAGCAAUUCCUUAUAUUCGGCUCUGCCUUUUCUGGCCAUGUGGUGUAUGUCGUACGUGUAUUUGGUAAUAGCCGAUGUGAUUAUGUCCAGGCAGUGGCUGUCGCUGACCACGCUACGCAAGUCCAUCAAUACGAUAUCGUACUGGGGUCCGGCAGCGGCGCUGAUUGGCAUCGGCUUCCUCGACAAGAGCCAAACGGGCUUGGCCAUUGCUCUGAUGACAAUUAAUGCCGGCCUUAAUGCGGGCUCCGGCAUUGGCAGCAUUUUAACCAUUAUCGACAUGUCGCCCAAUCAUUCCGGCGUACUAAUGGCCAUCGUCAACAGCAUCGGCAACAUCUUUCCGCUGCUGACGCCGCUGCUGGUGGCCGUCAUUGUUACCGAGCCGAGCUCGCGCAGUCAAUGGCAAAUUGUGUUCGCAUUAACGGCCAUUGUGUUCUUCAUUGGCAACCUGGUGUACAUAAUUUUGGGUACGACCGACCAGCAGCCGUGGGAUGCGGUCGACUAUCUCAAGCCGCGCGAUGCCGAGCAGCAGCCGGAUCAGCAUCAACUCGAAGCGAGGAAGGCUAAAGUGAAAAGCGAAAAGGAAAUCUAGGCAAAUAGAUGUAAGGCCAGAUUAGCUGUGAACUGUAAAAUAAGUAGAAAUUAAGCAACAAAUUGAAUUAAUAUGCUGCGUGCCACGCGGCGUAUACGCAAUACAAAUAAACAAAUAUUACGUAUACGCAGUGCAUGGACGUUCAACUAGCAUUAUUCAGUCCUGGCUGGGCUGGAAUGAAAUGUGGUUAAGCAUUGAUUGUACUGAGCUCUGAGCCGGACAACUGCGUUGAUUUUUAAUU
Drosophila hydei is the source of this 1841-nucleotide messenger RNA. RefSeq names its product putative inorganic phosphate cotransporter. Gene Ontology annotation, biological process: monoatomic anion transport; transmembrane transport. Bases 158 to 1600 code for a protein of 480 amino acids. The record is from RefSeq and is a predicted model, not a curated record. Lineage: Eukaryota; Metazoa; Arthropoda; Insecta; Diptera; Drosophilidae. Gene Ontology annotation, molecular function: transmembrane transporter activity. Gene Ontology annotation, cellular component: plasma membrane. The transcript has 4 exons.